Rosa rugosa (rugosa rose) is the source of this 1164-nucleotide messenger RNA. Its product is annotated as stemmadenine O-acetyltransferase-like. The record is from RefSeq and is a predicted model, not a curated record. Bases 1 to 1164 code for a protein of 387 amino acids. The transcript is spliced from 5 exons. NCBI's taxonomy places the organism in Eukaryota, Viridiplantae, Streptophyta, Magnoliopsida, Rosales, Rosaceae.
AUGGAAGCCCGGGUGAAAAGUUGGACAGAGCUGGUGACAAAAAAGUUUCGCCGGCCUGGAGAUGCUGAGAACGAAAAGCCACUAACUCCUCCAUCUAUUGGUCUCUGCCUAUCUGUAAACGAGUCAGAGGGUCCUGGCCAUCAUUGGCACUGUGGCUUAUAUCGUUUGCACCGAAAUGCUAAUCAAUUAAACAUUGCACUAACAAUCUCCUCAUCCUCUCCAACUCCUCACCACCUCCUCUCAGUUUUUGAUCAGUUUUCUCCUACAAUCUAUUUCCCUCUAAUUUUCUUCUAUCCCAACAAUAGGGAUAUUCAUGAGAUCAAUAAUAUUGAUCCCCAAUGUUUGGUUGUUGAAAGAACCAAGCUUCUGAAAAGAUCACUAUCCGAAACCCUAAGUCGCUUCUACCCCUUCGCAGGAAGAAUCCACGAUCAUUCUUCAGUCUCUUGCAAUGACAAGGGAGCUAUGUUUCUUGAAGCUCAGGUCAACUGUCCUAUAUCAAGGGCCUUGGAGAAACCUGACCUUGAUUUUGUAAAAAAGUUUAUUCCUAAUUUACAAUCUACUGAAGGAGACACCGGACAUGAUCUUCUAUUAGUCCAAGCCAACUUCUUUGAAUGUGGUGGAAUCGCAAUCGGAUUCAACGUUUCACAUAAGAUCAUGGAUGCCUUCAGACUUAGCACAUUCAUCAAUAGUUGGUCUGCAACUUCCCGUGGUUUGCAACUUCCUCCACAUCAAUAUGUUACUAUUGAAUCUCUGAAGUCCAAAGCUGCCAGUGCUGCCGUGCAAAAUCCUACGCGAGUCGAAGUUGUUUCAGCACUGAUUUGGAAAUGUGCGAUGAAAGCAUCAACUGCAAACUUGAAUUCUGCAAGACCAUCAUCAUCAGCAUGGUUGCAACUUGUGAACAUGAGGAAAAUAUUGUCACAACCAUCUGCGGAGAACUUGAUGGGGAACCAUUUGGGUUUCUUUGCAGCAAUAUCAACGAAAGGAGAAAGUAAGGGUGAUCUUCAAGGCCUGGUUGCUGCAAUGAGGAAGGGGUCCGAGGAAUUUAAGGUGAAGUAUGGUACUAAUGGUGUUGGGGUGGACGAUGUAAGUAAACUCCUGAAAGGGUAUGGGGAGUUUUUGCAAAAGGGUGAUAUAGAGUGCUAUUGCUCCACCAGUUGGUGCUAG